Vespa mandarinia (Asian giant hornet) is the source of this 1233-nucleotide messenger RNA. Its product is annotated as putative serine hydrolase. The record is from RefSeq and is a predicted model, not a curated record. Gene Ontology annotation, cellular component: membrane. Lineage: Eukaryota; Metazoa; Arthropoda; Insecta; Hymenoptera; Vespidae.
UUAUCUUAUCCUAUUUAUCAAGUAAAAUAAAUGAGUAAUUACUUCUGAUAAUCCUUUUGUAGUCGUGGCCAUAUAAAGAUAGUAAAAAGUGUUAAAUGUUUCUACUCCGGAAUAUUUGAAAAAUUUAUUUAAAACUUAGCUUUUGACAUAAAUUAAUAUAAUUCUUUAUACGGGGACAUGGAUCGCCGAUUUUUUGGUAAUUGGAAAACAAUAGUCGUUAUAUAUAAAUUUUUCAAAUACAAUGCAAAUAACCUGUAUCCUGUAUUGCAAAGGAGUAUAUAUAGUAAAAUGGAACCUAUAGAUAAAGAUGUCAGUAACGUAGAAAUUACAGUACCCUGGGGAAAAAUAUCAGGCAAACUAUGGGGUAAUGAUAAAAGUAAACAACCUAUUUUGGCACUCCAUGGAUGGCAAGAUAAUGCUGCUACGUUUGAUAAUUUAAUACCAUUGAUUAAGAAACAUGAACCGAUACUUGCAAUUGAUUUGCCUGGUCAUGGUUUAUCUUCUUGGUUACCUCAAGGACAAAUAUACUUAGAGAUCAAUUAUAUAUCUUUAAUUUAUAGAUUAAAAAAAUAUUUUGGCUGGGAAAAAGUAAAAUUAUUGGCACAUUCUUUAAGUAGUCACAUAUGUUUUUGUUAUGCUUCACUGUAUUCAGAUGAAACAGAUUACGUAAUAAGCUUUGAUCAUUUGAAACCUUUGUCUACAACUAUUCCAGAUUAUAAACGCACUUUAUCAAAAAACAUUAAGCAAUUUCUUAUAAUAGAGCAAAUGGAAAAUAAACCACCUGUUUAUAAAAAAGAAGAACUUAUAAAAAAAUGGACUCAAUCUGCUUUUAAGUCUUUAACUGUAAAUGCAUGCGAAAUAUUAAUGACUAGAGGUGUCACAGAAAUGUCUGAUGGAACGGUCUACAUAAAUAGAGACCCAAGAUUAAGAAUUGGGCCAUUUUAUACUUGUUGGUCGCACGAACAAUUAAAAGAAAUGGCCAGAUAUAUAAAAUGUCCAUAUUUAAUUAUACAAUCUGAUAAAGAAAUGUAUAUGGAAGAUUUGAGGUAUUAUUACGAUAUUGUAGAUAUUUUAAAAGAAAGUAGUAAAGAUUGUCAAUAUUACUUUAUACCAGGUAAACAUCAUAUUCAUCUUACUAAUGCAGAAGCAUUAGUAACAGUUAUUAAUUCAUUUCUCGAAAAGCAUAACAAAUAAAAAUAUUUAUGUAGAAUAUAAUACAUAUUUAUAUUUAUU